CUCGGGGAUCUGCCCCACGUGUAGCUGCUAGCGACCAGCGCAGAGAUGGCGGAGAUCGCUCUGUUCAGUGUGUCUGAUAAAACCGGACUGGUAGAGUUUGCGCAGCAGCUGAGCACCCUUGGCCUCUCUUUAGUUGCCUCUGGAGGGACUGCAAAGUGUCUGCGGGAUGCUGGCCUCUCUGUCAGGGAUGUGUCUGAGAUCACUGGGUUUCCCGAAAUGUUGGGGGGCCGGGUGAAAACUCUGCACCCUGCAGUUCACGCAGGGAUCCUGGCACGAAGCAGCCCUGAAGAUCAAGCUGAUCUAAACAAAUUGGGCUUCAGCUAUGUAAGAGUUGUAGUGUGUAACCUGUACCCAUUUGUGAAGACUGUGUCUGCAGCUGGCGUUACAGUGGAGGAAGCAGUGGAACAAAUUGAUAUUGGUGGUGUCACACUGUUACGUGCUGCUGCAAAGAACCAUGCCCGUGUCACUGUUCUGUGCGACCCUAGUGACUACAAGAGCAUCGCAGAGGAGAUGGGGAAAUCGGAUAAGAAGGACACCACUCCAGAGAGACGAUGUCAGCUGGCCCUUAAGGCAUUUACCCACACUGCACAGUACGAUGACGCCAUCUCUGAUUAUUUUCGGAAGCAGUACAGUAAGGGCACUUCUCAGCUUCCUCUGCGCUAUGGAAUUAACCCCCAUCAGGUUCCUGCUCAGAUUUAUACCCGUGGUCCACAGCUUCCCCUCACAGUGCUGAAUGGCUCUCCUGGGUUCAUUAACUUGUGUGAUGCUCUAAAUGCAUGGCAGCUUGUUAGAGAAUUGAAAAAUGCACUGGGACUACCGGCUGCCACAUCCUUCAAACAUGUCAGCCCAGCAGGUGCCGCUGUCGGGGUGCCCCUGACGGAGGAAGAAGCUCAAGUCUGUAUGGUCCAAGAUCUCUUCCCAACACUUACACCUUUAGCCACUGCAUAUGCUCGAGCCAGAGGGGCAGAUAGAAUGUCCUCUUUUGGUGACUUCAUCGCUGUCUCUGAUGUGUGUGAUGUCGCCACAGCAAAAAUCAUCUCACGGGAGGUAUCAGAUGGUAUUGUGGCUCCUGGGUAUGAGGAUGAAGCUCUCAAAAUCCUUUCUAAGAAGAAGAACGGAAGUUACUGUGUCCUGCAGAUGGACCCUUCGUAUGAGCCCAGUGACAUUGAAAUUCGGAGCAUCUUUGGCCUGCAGCUUGAGCAGAAGAGAAAUGAUGCAGUGAUAGACCGCAAUUUGUACAACAACGUUGUAACCAACAACAAAGAGAUCCCAGAGUCUGCUGUCAGAGACCUCAUAGUGGCCACAAUAGCUCUGAAGUAUACACAGUCUAAUUCUGUCUGCUAUGCUAAAGAUGGGCAGGUGAUUGGUAUGGGUGCGGGACAGCAAUCCCGUAUCCACUGUACCAGACUAGCAGGGGACAAAGCUGAUAACUGGUGGCUGCGGCAUCACCCACGUGUCCUUGGCAUGAAGUUCAAAGCUGGGGUGAAGAGGGCCGAUAUCUCAAAUGCUAUUGAUCAGUAUGUGAGCGGCACCUUGGGAGAGGAAGAUCUGCCACAGUGGCAAGCCCUGUAUGAUCAGCCUCCAGAGCAGCUGACAUUGGCAGAGAAAAAGGAUUGGAUCUCUAAACUCAGUGGAGUUUCCUUGAGUUCAGACGCCUUCUUUCCAUUCAAGGAUAACUUGGAGCGAGCAAAGAAGAGUGGGGUUCAGUUCAUUGCUGCUCCAUCUGGUUCUUCUGCAGAUAAGAUUGUGAUCGAUGCCUGCAAUGAGCUGGGUAUAGUGCUAGCACACACAAACCUCCGGCUCUUCCACCACUGACAUUCCUGCUGUCGUUCAUGUUGUGCUCAUGCAGUAAAAUAUGGAUGGUUCCUAUUAAAAGCUUUUGCACAUCCA
This is a messenger RNA of Xenopus tropicalis (tropical clawed frog), 1890 nucleotides long. RefSeq names its product 5-aminoimidazole-4-carboxamide ribonucleotide formyltransferase/IMP cyclohydrolase (gene atic). The record is from RefSeq and is marked provisional. Gene Ontology annotation, molecular function: phosphoribosylaminoimidazolecarboxamide formyltransferase activity; IMP cyclohydrolase activity. Gene Ontology annotation, cellular component: cytosol. Gene Ontology annotation, biological process: purine nucleotide biosynthetic process; 'de novo' IMP biosynthetic process. NCBI's taxonomy places the organism in Eukaryota, Metazoa, Chordata, Amphibia, Anura, Pipidae.